AUGGGCAAGAAGAAGGUUUUGGUCUGGAUACACCUAGCUACGGGGUGGAUAUCGAUGCCGUGGCCGGUUGGCUGGGGUCAUACGGAGGCGAAGACAGCACAAGCGACAUCAGCAGAGGUCGGCAAAACAAUGCACUUGACGUUUUCACGGCUAAUCCUCUGGAGAACAGGUCUUUGGGCGGGAACAAUCGGUACCCGACGCUUGUUGAAGCUAUUUGAAAAGUACAACAUCAAGGCCUCAUGGUUCAUCCCUGGACACAGCCUGGAAACAUUUCCAGAAGAGUGUGCUAUGGUCCGAGAUGCUGGACAUGAGAUUGGUCUACAUGGUUACAGCCACGAAAACCCCGUGGACAUGACCUUUGAGCAGCAGAAAGACGUUCUGCACAAGACAUGGAAGUUACUCACCGACUUCUGCGGAAAGCCGCCCAAGGGGAGCGUGGCGCCUUGGUGGGAGACAAGCGAAGAAGGGACCGAGUUGAUGCUCAGCUACGGAAUCGAGUAUGACCACUCAAUGUCUCAUCACGACUGCCAAGCAUAUUGGCUGCGGACAGGCGACUCAUGGACCAAGAUUGAUUACACCAAGAAGGCUGAGGAGUGGAUGAAGCCACUGACAAAGGGAAAAGAGACGGGCAUGGUCGAAAUACCUGGCUCUUGGUAUAUAGAUGAUUUACCGCCUAUGAUGUUUAUCAAGAACUCUCCAAACUCACAUGGAUGGGUCAACCCGAGGCAAGUCUUUCCAGAAGCAAAAGAUGUCGAAGACAUUUGGAAAGAUCACUUCGAUUACUUCUACCGGGAAUAUGACGAAUUUAUCUUCCCAAUGACUAUCCACCCCGAUGUGUCGGGUAGACCUCACGUUCUCCUGAUGCACGAACGCAUCAUUGAGCACAUCAACAAGCAUGAAGGUGUCGAGUGGGUCACGAUGGGAGAGAUAAGCGAUUACUUCAAGAGCAAGAAUCCUGCACCUGAAGGCGCUCUUAUGCCAGCAAGUCACGAGGAGGUGAUGAAGAAGUUUCAAGAGUCCACGUAG
This is a messenger RNA of Fusarium musae, 1026 nucleotides long. RefSeq lists its product as uncharacterized. Gene Ontology annotation, biological process: carbohydrate metabolic process. Lineage: Eukaryota; Fungi; Ascomycota; Sordariomycetes; Hypocreales; Nectriaceae. The transcript has 6 exons. Gene Ontology annotation, molecular function: hydrolase activity, acting on carbon-nitrogen (but not peptide) bonds. The record is from RefSeq and is a predicted model, not a curated record. Bases 1 to 1026 code for a protein of 341 amino acids.